Messenger RNA from Nicotiana attenuata, 2146 nucleotides. RefSeq lists its product as uncharacterized. The record is from RefSeq and is a predicted model, not a curated record. Gene Ontology annotation, molecular function: beta-1,4-mannosylglycoprotein 4-beta-N-acetylglucosaminyltransferase activity. The coding region runs from base 663 to 1739 and encodes 358 amino acids. The transcript has 2 exons. Gene Ontology annotation, cellular component: membrane. Gene Ontology annotation, biological process: protein N-linked glycosylation; N-acetylglucosamine metabolic process. NCBI's taxonomy places the organism in Eukaryota, Viridiplantae, Streptophyta, Magnoliopsida, Solanales, Solanaceae.
UUCUCCUUAAUGUAAUUGAUUAAUGUUUUUAGAUUUGUUUCUGGGGUUGCAUUCUUGGUUUCCUUGCUUUUAUUUUUCCUGUUUCUGUUUUUAAUUUUCUAGAUACAAAAGAAUGUUCGAAGUAUUAGCCCGUAUUGAAGAAAAGAAGCUAGAUUUGAUUUGAUUCAAGGUUCUAUAUUCCUGUAUGCUUUCCUGCUCUGCUUGCUUUUUCUUUGGCUGUUUUUUAAUCAUUUUGAUCAAGGAGAAGGAGAUUGUGAGAAUUCUGCCUUCUAGAUUGUUCCUCUUCAUAGUACUUUCCUUUUAUGUUAAAUGGAAGUGCCCCUUCACCAAGUUUGUUUGUUCUUUGCUUACCCUAGCAUCAAGUAUCUUUCUACUUUUGCUUGAAGCAUAAUUUUUGUUUUAAGCAUAUAUCUGGAAUUACUCAUCUUGGGGGUGGCCUUGGUAGAACUUGUCUUUCAUUGGGAUUUCGAUUUAAAAGAUGUUAGGCCGCUUCCUCAUGCGCCUAAGAAGCCGAAGGCUCGGACGUGGAGCUGGCUCUAUUAAUUGAUAAGCAGCGGUUGCUUACCCAUGGACACCUCGGAUAUUGGAUAGGCUAAGCUAGGUGUAGCCCAGGAAUAAUGAGCACAAUACAAUCUGGUUAGGACGCUGGUCGAGCCUUGAGCAUGUCGAGAUUAAAAUGCAUCCUUCGUGGCUUGGACCUGAAAACAUAUAUCUUUCUUUUCGUGUUGAUUCCAACUAGUAUCUUUGGUAUAUAUGUGCAUGGACAGAAAAUCACUUACUUCCUACGGCCUUUGUGGGAAAAGCCGCCAAAGCCUUUCCAUGAAAUGCCUCACUAUUAUCAUGAGAAUGUGUCAAUGGAGAAUCUCUGUAAACUUCAUGGGUGGGGAAUUCGUGAGUACCCUCGGCGUGUCUUUGAUGCAGUGUUGUUCAGUAAUGAGGUGGAGAUGCUUACCAUACGGUGGAAGGAGUUGUACCCUUAUAUAACAGAGUUUGUUUUGCUCGAAUCAAAUUCAACAUUCACCGGAUUGCCAAAGCCUUCGUACUUUGCUAAUCACAGAGAUCAGUUUGACUUUGUUGAAUCAAGACUGACAUAUGGACAAAUCCCCGGGAGAUUUAGGAAAGGAGAGAAUCCUUUUGUUGAGGAAGCUUAUCAGAGACUUGCAUUGGAUUAUCUCCUCAAACAAGCUGGUAUUCAGGAUGAUGAUUUGCUGAUAAUGUCAGAUGUUGAUGAGAUACCUAGUAGACAUACCAUCAAUCUAUUGAGGUGGUGCGAUGACAUACCUGCAGUUCUUCAUCUUCGGUUGAAGAACUACCUCUACUCUUUUGAAUUCCUUGUCGAUAACAAUAGCUGGAGAGCUUCCGUGCACAGAUACCAAUCUGGUAAGACGAGGUAUGCUCAUUUUCGACAGUCAGAUAUCAUCUUGGCGGAUGCAGGGUGGCAUUGUAGCUUUUGUUUCCGCCUCAUAAGUGAGUUUAUAUUCAAGAUGAAAGCCUACAGCCAUUUUGACAGGGUCAGAUUUUCUCAUUUUCUGAAUCCUAAGAGAGUGCAAAAGGUAAUUUGCGAAGGGGCUGAUUUAUUUGAUAUGCUACCAGAGGAGUACACUUUCAGGGAGAUCAUAGGCAAAAUGGGACCUAUUCCGCACUCCUACUCAGCCGUUCACCUUCCCGCUUUUCUUUUGGAAAAUGCAGAUCGAUAUAAGUUUCUAUUGCCCGGUAAUUGCAUGAGAGAAAGUGGCUGAUCUGGGAAGGUUAUGUUCUUUUUUUCUUUUUUGUAAAUGUCGAGGGUGCAGUUUCGCAUUGCUCCUUGUGAAGCCCAUAUUGAGGAUUCUGCAAGAUGUCCAACAAUUAUGUCUCCUACAAACUAUUUUGAAUGUUUGGAUGAGUACUCAGAUUUGGUGAGUGAAGGGUUGUUUUGUAUAUACUUCUUAGAGAAGGUUUUUUCAGGAUCCGGCAUGUCUGUUCGACAAAUGGGGAGGGAGCUGCUAUUAGUUUAAAGUUGUGCAUAACUCUAUAUUCCAUAGUGUACACCAUUUCUGAUUAUGCUCCCAGAUAAUAUUUCACAUUUUUUGGGCUUUUCCUCAUGUUGGGAAAUUUUUGGAUAGGGACUAAUUUAUUCUUAUAUAUUCUUGUGUUGCAUUUUCUCUGA